Molecule: messenger RNA, 323 nt
Organism: Drosophila persimilis
Lineage: Eukaryota; Metazoa; Arthropoda; Insecta; Diptera; Drosophilidae
Gene: Tfb5
Product: general transcription factor IIH subunit 5
Exons: 2
Coding region: 27-248 (73 amino acids)
Biological process (GO): nucleotide-excision repair, preincision complex assembly; nucleotide-excision repair; transcription initiation at RNA polymerase II promoter
Cellular component (GO): transcription factor TFIIH core complex; transcription factor TFIIH holo complex
Source: RefSeq, a predicted model, not a curated record
CGCUUUUUGGCAAGUAUAUACUUGAAAUGGUAAAUGUCAUGAAAGGAGUUCUUGUGGAAUGUGAUCCGGCCAUGAAACAAUUUCUUCUGCAUUUGGACGAGAAGCUGGCAUUGGGUCGCAAAUUCAUCAUUCAAGAUCUGGACGAGAGUCACCUAUUCAUCUCCACGGACAUUGUGGAAGUGCUGCAGGCGCGUGUAGACGAUUUAAUGGACCGUAUCAGUUUUCCACUCCACGACAAAGACGCCUAAAUUCAACUCCUCCCGAUACAACACUAUACCACCCUCGACCUCCAACUAAAUCCAAUUCCAAACUGAAAUUUUUGA